AACGCAACUAAACUAAUGAGAUAGCUUCCAAAUUUCCUACCAAAAAAUCUCAAUUUUCAAAGCAUACGCACAUUAGAUAUUUAGAUACCUCGUUUCCUCUCUAACUUUUCUGUUUCACUUUCUAAACUAGCCCUCACAAACAUGCAAUCAAUCCCCAUAUAAAAUGAUCAUUUCUUCGUGCAGCAGUUUAUAGUGAAGCCAUCUUCUCCGCACAAACCUUCUUUGCCUCCUGAGAGAUCAUAUACAGUAAUUUCAAAUUACCAAUCAAUAUCAUAUAUAGUCCAAAAGAGCAAAACACUAUAGCCCAGAUCACAAAAUAUGAAAUCCAGCCAGGAAGUUGCUUAUUAUUUUAUCUUGUCUCUUCUUGCAGCAUCUGUUGUCAUUCUUUGUUUGGUCCUGACAAUCUUUUGUCGAAAGAUCAAACCGAUAGAAUCUGAAGAAAGUCUUCCAGCCGCCAAGAUUUCUGCACAGGGGUAUCCAUUAACAGAUAUUGAUGAUGCUACUGAAGGGUUCAAUCGUCGAAGAAUUAUCGGCACCGGUCGUUUAGGCACUGUGUAUGCAGCUGUAUUGCCAAGCGAUCAAAAGCCGGUUGCUGUCAAGAGAAUACACCCUUCUCUUGUUCUGAGUAAUGCUGGUUUUGGGUUCACUUCAAUACUGAAAACACUCUCUUCGGCUCGGCAUCCUAACAUAGUGCCUAUACUAGGAUUCUCUCAGGCUCCUGGUGAGAGAAUCAUUGUAAUGGAAUUUGUUAGUGCGGUGAGUCUGGAUUAUUAUUUGCAUGAGAAUUCUGAUGGGGCGUCAUCAUUAUUGGACUGGAGCCGGCGUUUGAGUAUCGCAGCCGGGGCGGCUAGAGGACUCGAAUACUUGCACGAAGGGAUGGCACCAAAUAUUGUUCAUGGAUGUUUCAAGGCAUCAAAUGUUCUACUAGAUGACAAGUUGUGUGCUAGGGUUAGUGAUUAUGGGCUAUCUUCAUUGGCACCUUAUGAAAAGAGGGGGCUUGCGGGGUAUGUGGAUGAUGAGCAUUGGAGGAAUGGAAGGGGGGAGGCUUGCAAAGAAGGUGAUGUUUAUGGGUUUGGUGUGGUUUUGUUGGAUCUGUUGAGUGGAAGGAGAGCCGAGGAAGGGUUACUUGUGAGAUGGGCAUUGCCUUUGAUUAAACAAAUGAGGUUUAGUGAGCUUUUGGAUCUUAGACUUGUAAUGCCUUCUGAUAUGAGGCCACUUAUUAGAUUGGCCAAGGUUGCUUCAGCUUGUGUUAGCAAUUCCAGGAAGAGUAGGCCUACUAUCGUCCAAGUAGCUACUAUUUUAAACAACUUGGAGAUUGAGGUAUGUGCUUGAUUGCCAUGGCGUAUUACGAAGAAAAAGUCAAUUUUUGAAGGGGCACCAAUUUUGACUUUUGUCAAGUAUUUUUUUCUGCAGAUGUAUAUCCAAUUCAAUUAUGUAUUUAUCAAAUAAAACCUAACUGUUGUAUUGAGUGCA
Populus trichocarpa (black cottonwood) is the source of this 1473-nucleotide messenger RNA. RefSeq names its product serine/threonine-protein kinase-like protein CCR2. NCBI's taxonomy places the organism in Eukaryota, Viridiplantae, Streptophyta, Magnoliopsida, Malpighiales, Salicaceae. The transcript has a single exon. Gene Ontology annotation, cellular component: plasma membrane. Gene Ontology annotation, biological process: protein phosphorylation. The coding region runs from base 319 to 1332 and encodes 337 amino acids. Gene Ontology annotation, molecular function: protein kinase activity; ATP binding. The record is from RefSeq and is a predicted model, not a curated record.